AUGAAGUUCGGAGAGCAGUUACGCUCCAGCGUUAUCCAGGAGUAUCAGUGGUAUUAUAUCGAUUACGAUGGUUUGAAAAAUGAGCUCAAGGGACCUACCGGCCCUUUGAAGGCCGGCAAGGGUCCAGAAUGGACUGAGGAUGACGAGACGCGCUUCGUCGAAAGGCUCGAGUCAGAGCUCGACAAGGUUCACACCAAGCAGAAGGUCAAGGCUAUGGAGAUUUCCCGUCGAAUUGCUGUGAGCGAACGCGAAGUCAAGGAUGUGGUUAACCGCCUGAAUGAGCGUGGACUUGGCGAGAAUGGCCCUAGCGAGGAAGAGUUCAUGCUUCUCGAAGAGGACCUCAGCGACAUUAUAGCCGAUGUCCACGACCUUGCCAAAUUUGUGCAGCUCAACUACACCGGGUUUUACAAGAUCAUUAAGAAGCAUGAUAAAACGACCGGAUGGCACCUAAAGCCCGUUUUCGAUAGCCGACUCAAAGCCAAGCCCUUUUACAAGGAAAACUACGACGCCGCCGUCAUCAAGCUGUCCAAGCUCUACGACCUCGUCCGAACUCGCGGAAAUCCCGUCAAGGGCGACAGUGCUGCGGGUGGAGGCCAGGCCAACUUCAUCCGACAAACGACUAAAUACUGGGUGCACCCUGACAAUGUGACGGAACUGAAGCUUAUUAUCCUGAAGCACUUGCCUGUUCUCGUCUUCAAUGCCAACAAGGACUUCGACCCGGAAGAUUCAGCCAUCACAUCGAUUUACUACGACAAUCCCGAUACCUGGGACCUGUACGAAGGUCGGCUGAAGAAAACUGAAGGUGCCGAGGCGAUUCGACUUCGAUGGUAUGGAGGCAUGAAGACAGAGACGAUCUUCGUCGAGCGCAAGACUCACCGUGAAGAUUGGACGGGUGAGAAGUCUGUCAAGGCUCGAUUUGCCAUGAAGGAGAAAAAUGUCAACGCGUACAUGAAAGGAGAACUGCUUCCAGCCGCCAUCUUUGAGAAGGCACGCAAAGAGGGCAAGAAGUCUGAGAAAGCCAUUGCUGAGGACGAGCGAUUGGCCUCUGAGAUCCAAUAUUCGGUCAUUAAAAAGGGCUACAAGCCCGUAUGCCGAUCUUUCUAUAACCGCACUGCGUUCCAGCUCCCCGCUGAUGCCCGCGUCCGAAUUUCGCUGGAUACGGAGCUCACAAUGGUACGGGAGGACAAUCUUGAUGGCCGUGUCCGCUCUGGAGACAACUGGCGCCGUAUGGAUAUCGGUGUUGACUGGCCCUUUUCACAAUUGCCUGCUGAAGACAUUGAGCGGUUCCCUUAUGCCGUCCUUGAGGUCAAGCUCCAGACGCAGUCCGGUCAGAAACCACCUGAGUGGGUUCGCCAGCUUAUCUCAUCUCACCUGGUGGAGGCCGUACCCAAGUUCUCCAAGUUCAUCCACGGUACGGCGACAUUGUUUCCUGAUAGAAUCAACCUCCUGCCUUUCUGGAUGCCUCAGAUGGACGUAGACAUCCGCAAACCCGUUACUCAUGACUUUGGCAUUCGACGACCCGGGUUGUCAGGUACUACAAAUACAUCUGAUGACGACGAAGAGCUUGACUCGGAUGAUGAGGAAUUGCAGGCUUCUGGCCGCAAUGGCACUAACGGCGAGUCGAGCGCACAGGGCGCCCGUGGUCUCCGUGAGCUCCCUCCUAUUGACAUGGAGGGCCAGAUGACAGACCUUCCAGCGGCCGAUGAAGACUAUGCGAUUUACAACUCCGAUGAUGAGUAUGAUGAAAGAUACGAGCUGGCGCAAGCCAAGAGAAGUGGAGGAUGGCGCUAUUACUCGGCUUUGCUUUCUGCCAAGACUCGACAUGUCAGACAACAUUUUGGGGAAAAUGUGAUUUCAGCGCUGAAGCUUGCUAUUCCCGCGCCUAGAAGCACGCAGGUUGAACGCAGUGACCGGCUGCAAGCCUUGUUUGGGCACGAUCCUAUCCAGACUAAGAAGUUUAAGGCACCCCCCGGCAAGAAGAUCUAUGUGCCUGUACGCGUGGAGCCCAAGGUCUAUUUUGCGGCUGAAAGAACAUUCUUGGGAUGGCUCGAGUUUUCUAUAUAUAUCGGCACAAUUGCUGUCACGCUACUCAACUUCGGUAGCCAUCCCACACCUACCCAUUUCUGGAUUUCUGGCCUCUUUACUGUACUGGCUGUUGCAAGCCUCGCAUACUCUGUGUUUACGUAUCUCCACCGAAGUAGAGGCAUCCGAGAACGUAAGGCCAUUGGGUUCUACGAUCGUUGGGGGCCAAGUAUUCUCUGCAUAGCUCUGUUCGUAGGCGUAGCUGCGAACUUUGGGUUCGAGGGUACAGAGAGAGGCAUCUGGUAG
This is a messenger RNA of Fusarium musae, 2328 nucleotides long. RefSeq lists its product as uncharacterized. Gene Ontology annotation, cellular component: fungal-type vacuole membrane; vacuolar transporter chaperone complex. Gene Ontology annotation, biological process: vacuolar transport; vacuole fusion, non-autophagic; polyphosphate metabolic process. The transcript has 3 exons. The record is from RefSeq and is a predicted model, not a curated record. Lineage: Eukaryota; Fungi; Ascomycota; Sordariomycetes; Hypocreales; Nectriaceae. The coding region runs from base 1 to 2328 and encodes 775 amino acids.